AUGAAUAACAUUAAUAAUAUGAAUGAUGUUGAUUCAUUAAAACAAGAGAUUGGUAGAUUAAGACAAGAACUAAAACAAUCAAAUAAUGAAAAGAACUUGUUGGAAUUUAAAGUACAAUUACUUUUAGAUAUGUUGACAUUGAGUAGUUUAGAUGUAAAAUAUUUUGAAGAUCUUGAAAGACAAUGGAAGAGUAAACCUUAUCGAUCUGUUGAAAACCAACAAUAA
Molecule: messenger RNA, 225 nt
Organism: Cavenderia fasciculata
Lineage: Eukaryota; Evosea; Eumycetozoa; Acytosteliales; Cavenderiaceae
Exons: 2
Coding region: 1-225 (74 amino acids)
Source: RefSeq, a predicted model, not a curated record